CUAGAGUUAUGCAUAUCUAGGUUUUCUUCUCCUCUUAAGAAAAACCCUAGAACUUCUCUUUUGCGCCUCUCGUCUCUUCUUCCCUUCAAGCGUUCAGCUCAACCGAAGAAAAUGGUUUUCAAGAGAUACGUCGAGAUAGGACGAGUGGCUCUCGUCAACUUCGGAAAAGACUAUGGGAAGCUCGUCGUCAUCGUCGAUGUCGUCGACCAAAACAGGGCUCUUGUGGACGCCCCUGACAUGGAGAGAAUCCAGAUGAACUUGAAGAGGCUGUCUCUUACCGAUAUCGUGAUUGAUAUCAACAGAGUGCCGAAGAAGAAGAAUCUGAUUGAGGCAAUGGAGAAAGCUGAUGUGAAGAACAAGUGGGAGAAGAGUUCAUGGGGCAGGAAGCUGAUAGUGCAGAAGAGAAGAGCUGCCCUCAAUGACUUUGAUCGGUUCAAGAUCAUGUUGGCCAAAAUCAAGAGGGCUGGUGUGGUGAGGCAGGAGCUUGCAAAGCUCAAGAGAGAGAGCACCGCUUGAUGUUUUCAAAAAUGUUCCUAUGCUUUCAGAUUUUUGUGUCUUCCAUUAGAAAUCUGAUUGAUGAUUUUGGUAUCUUUGUUACAAGCUUGAAAUUUUUUUGCAAAUGUUAGUUCAGAACUUUAAACUUUUUUGCUGUUUAAGAAAAGACACUUAUUGCGCUCA
Molecule: messenger RNA, 678 nt
Organism: Eutrema salsugineum
Lineage: Eukaryota; Viridiplantae; Streptophyta; Magnoliopsida; Brassicales; Brassicaceae
Product: 60S ribosomal protein L14-1
Exons: 5
Coding region: 112-516 (134 amino acids)
Biological process (GO): translation; ribosomal large subunit biogenesis
Cellular component (GO): cytosolic large ribosomal subunit; ribosome
Molecular function (GO): RNA binding; structural constituent of ribosome
Source: RefSeq, a predicted model, not a curated record